Echinococcus granulosus is the source of this 1527-nucleotide messenger RNA. Its product is annotated as DnaJ subfamily C member protein. Gene Ontology annotation, molecular function: nucleic acid binding; zinc ion binding. The record is from RefSeq and is a predicted model, not a curated record. Gene Ontology annotation, cellular component: cytoplasm. Lineage: Eukaryota; Metazoa; Platyhelminthes; Cestoda; Cyclophyllidea; Taeniidae. The transcript has 8 exons. Bases 1 to 1527 code for a protein of 508 amino acids.
AUGCGCUGUUUUUACGAAGUGUUGGGGGUUGAAAGGACAGCCGAUCUCACAGAACUCAGGAAAGGCUAUUAUAAGGAAUCUUUAAAGUGGCACCCAGAUAAAAAUCCGACUGAAGAAGCCACCUCCAAGUUCCAGGAAAUUCAAGAAGCAUAUCGAGUGUUAUCAGAUGCCCAAGAGCGUGCCUGGUACGACCGGCAUAGGGACCAAAUUCUUCGGGGUGGACAAGGUGGUGUUGCCGGUGACUACAAAGAGGAACGAUUAGAUGUCUUCCAGUUCUUUUCACGUUCAUGUUUCGAGGAUUUUGAUGAUGGUCCUAAGGGCUUUUACACAGUCUUCCGGCACGCCUUCGAAGAGAUCGCUGCUGAAGAGCGAAGGGCCAGCGGUGAAUACUCUACUUCCAGUAGUGAGGAAUCAGCCUCGUUUCCCACCUUUGGCAAAUCAGAUAGCGAUUACGAUUCAGUGGUGCGAUCUUUCUAUACCUUCUGGGAGGGGUUUGCCACGCGCAAAUCCUACUCCUGGGUUGAACGCUACGACACACGACGACUAUCGUCGAGAAUUGAACGGCGAGCAGCAGAGACCGAGAAUCGCAAAGCUCGUGAAGCAGCCAAGAAGGAGCGCAAUGAGGAGGUUCGCCAACUCGUCGCCUAUGUGCGUCGUCGGGAUAAACGACUAGAGGCGCAACGGGAGCGCCUCGCAGCAGCCGCCAAACAUGCUCAUGUACGCAAUCAGGAGCAGGCGAACAAAACAAGACAAAAGAAUGCCGCAGACUUAGAGAGAGCCUGGGCUCACGAAAUGGCCACCGGAGGACUGGCCGCUCAAUGGGCAGACGAGUUUGAAGCGGAGCUGGCCCGGAUUGAGGCCGAAAUAGAGGGAAAAAAUGGGAGAAAAUCUGGUGUUCUUACAACUGAUGGUACAGAUUCCUCGAACGGAGACACAAACGAGGAAGAGGAAGACGAUGAUAAUGAAAUGUAUUGCAUUGCCUGUGAUAAGAGUUUCGCCAGCCUGGCGGCGAAGCGGAACCACGAAGCCUCAAAGAAGCAUAAGAAACAGGUGGAGUUACUUCGAGAGGUGCUGCUCGAGGAGGAACGACUGGCGGCAGUGGAAGCAGGCAGUGAGAUAGAGGAACAAAUCGAUAAAGAAUUUUCAGAAAGUGAAGCGGGAAUCCGUCCCGUGGAUGCGGUAAAAUUGACGAAACGCGCGAAGCGGAGCCUGAUACGACAACAACGCGCGAAUGAGAAGGCAGAAAAAGAAGUAGUUCUUCCCGAAGCACCCAAGAAUGAAGGUAACGACAAGAAUGAAGUCGUCAAAGAAGCCACAGAGACUGACCUUCCAAACAAACCUAACAGGAAGGAUAAAACAAAGGCUCCACCGCCACCUCUUCCAAACAAUCCACCAAAUGUCUGUUUGAUUUGCAUGGAGGAGUUUCCCUCGAGAAACAAACUCUUCAAUCACAUAGAGAUGAUGGGCCAUGCGGCAAUAAGAGCCGCGCCACAGACUGUGUCAAGAAGGAGCAAAAGGAAAAGAUGA